This is a messenger RNA of Bacillus rossius redtenbacheri, 9426 nucleotides long. RefSeq names its product gastrula zinc finger protein XlCGF8.2DB-like. NCBI's taxonomy places the organism in Eukaryota, Metazoa, Arthropoda, Insecta, Phasmatodea, Bacillidae. Gene Ontology annotation, cellular component: nucleus. Gene Ontology annotation, molecular function: RNA polymerase II cis-regulatory region sequence-specific DNA binding; DNA-binding transcription factor activity, RNA polymerase II-specific. The transcript has 5 exons. Gene Ontology annotation, biological process: regulation of transcription by RNA polymerase II. The record is from RefSeq and is a predicted model, not a curated record. Bases 2254 to 4035 code for a protein of 593 amino acids.
UAUUACUUAAAUUUAAGUCCAACUAAAAACAGGUUUUCGUUGUUGAAAGAUAAUUGGCUGUUAUAGUUAAUUUCAAGUUUAGCAGCUUCUCUGUAAAAUAAAUAAUAUAUUUCUACCAAUGGUGUUAUAAAACAUUUCAUACGGUCUUCUCACUUUCCUGAAAAUAGUGUUUCAAAUACCUACUAGUUUCUGAGAAAUUACCGUUUAUAGGUUAUAUUAGGUAGUCUUGCAAUGACGCGGCUUUCGCCAUGUUUUGCGGUAAAUAUGUAGAGUAGCGGUAUAUGCGGAAAAAAAAAUGCUAAAAAUCGGAAAAUACUUUUAUUCUAUGCUCUUUCACUUCCUCUUUUCAAAUCAACUGGCGGAGGUAAGAAAUUCCAAAUACUUUAGGAGAUAUCGAAUUUUUUAAUUUUGCAAUACAACACCUGUACAACCAUUCCUCCGCCACAAUUUUUGUUAUUUGCCGUGUGUUCGUGAAUGCGUAAAAAAUAAAAUGGUCGAUUAGGUCAGGUCAGUUGAAUUAUUAAUACUUUCAAAUUAAGCGUACAUUAAAAAUAAUAUGAUUUAAUUUCAAUGGUUCUUUAGUUUUAAAGUAUUUAUAAUGUAACUGACCUGACUUAACAAAACCGGACAAAUGAUGAACAUUAACAACUCACGUAAAAAUUUUUUUGUUACUUAUUACUUGCGCAAGAAUAUCCAAAUAAAAAGUAAGACUUUAAAAUUAGAAACGUUAAAAUAUCACCUAAGUUGGAGGCGAGUACAUUUCCUUUGCCAUUAGAAGGAAAUGAUGUAGUCGUUUACACCUACGUCGCAAUACCUCCGACGGAACAUGAAUAAAUAAAUAAAUAAUCACGUAUUGGUUCAUUUGAAUACUGGCCAAUCACGGAACUGUCACGUGAAAAAAUUGUCCAAUAAGAAUCAUAAUAGAUACUCGUAAACAAGAAACAAUGGCCGCAUGAAUACACAGGUAUUGUGAUGAAAAUUAAAAAAUUCGAAAUCUCCUAAAGUAUUUGGAAUUUCUUACCUCCGCCGGUUGAUUUGAAAAGAGGAUGUGAAAGAGCAUAGAAUAAAAGUAUUUUCGGAUUUUGAGAAUUUUUUCACAUAUACCACGACUCUACAUAUUUACAAAUUUAUUCCUUGCUUUAUUAGUGUAGCUGAGAUGGUUUCCCAUAAUAGAUUGGCUAGAUUUUGCCUGCUUUAUUGUUCACUUGAUUCUAGUUGCAAAUUUUCUUCCCCUUCCCCUUCCCCUUCCCCUUCCCCUAAUUUUCCUGAGAACUCUUUGGAAUACAGCGUAGCCGAGGCUGUUUUACAAAAGACAUGUUGGUACGUUACAGUAGUGGCCAAGACUUUUUCCACCCUGAUCUGUUUUCAUUACAAGAGAAUAACAACGUGGAAAACAUCCUGGGCCCUGACCGUAGGUUUAACGUACUGUCAUCAAACAUACAUAUCUAUUUGGAAACAGCCAUGGCUACACUGUAUUCCUAAGGUUGUCCAGACAACCACAGGAACAAGUUGCUGCUAGUAUCAAGUAAACAAUAAUGCUGCAAUAGCAAUCAGGCCAAACUGUUGUGUAAAACAGUCCCGGCUACUGUACGGUAUUGGCCAAGUCACUGCUAGAGCUACCUACUGUAACCUAUAAACGACAAUUUUUCAGAAACUAGUAUGAAUUUUGAAACACACUUUUCAAGGAAAAUAGGGGAAUGUUUUGUAAGUUCCGGAUAGUUAUACUUACCUUUGUGGUGGUUAUUUUGAGAAAGGAGACCAAUUUUUGAUAAAAUUUGCAUACCACACUUUGGCGAUCCUCUGUGAGGGAAGAAGGGUGUGGGAAAACUCCCCUCCCCUUCUUCCCUUGUUCUCUCAAUUAACCACUAGAACUAAAACAUAAAUACUGGAGUGAUAACAAAGAUAAUCUACUGCUUGCAACAUCUGUUCUUUGAAGUCAGUUCAUUGUAAAAAUGUAGCUGCGUUGAGCGAUUUUUGGUAGGGGCAAAACUUCUGGGUUUGCAUCACCGGCAUGCUAGUGACGUGUUAUGCCAGACUGGCGACGUGCAGCGGCCUGUGUACAUUUAUACACAUAUAUACACUAACACAUUGUAUAUACUCGACUGUAUCAUGUGCGUGUUGGACUGUUUUUUGGAUGGGUAAAAUCUUGUGAGUUCGCGUCACCGACAUGCUGUAGCAGCAGUAAGUGAAGUUAAUUUGACCACGUGAAUACAUGACCUAGGUCUGACAUCACUGGUAAUUCAUAGCUAGACGAUGGCUGAAGGUGUGUGUGUUGAGGAGGACCCAGUGAAGCCUGAGCCAUUUGAAACAGUGCUCCUGCCCGUGAAGCAGGAGAUUGAGAGUGAAGACGGGGCUGAUGGAGAGUGGACGGCGGGCGCUGAGACGGCCGAGAGCAGGGUGAAGGUGAAGGAAGAGAUAGACGUCGAAGACUUCCAGGCGAGUGAGCAGCUACAAGAGGCUGCCUCGCUCUCAGUGUGCGUGGGAAGCAGUGACUUGUCAUACAUAAUGGAAGAAAGAACUGUGGAUGAAAAGGACUCUGAACCUGUUUGUUUGGGGGAAAAAUCUCAAGGUCUGAAGCAGAUAUAUAGGAGAACACAUACUGGUGAAAAGCGAUUCUCAUGUUCACAAUGUUCCAAAGAAUACAAACAGAGGAUUCAUUUCAAAACACACCUUAGAACACACACAGUGUGCGUGGAAAGCAGUGACUUGCCGUACGUAAUGGAAGAAAGAACUAAGAUUGAAAAGGACUCGGAACCUGUUCAGUUGGGGGAAAAAACUGAAGGACUGAAGAAAACAUUGAAUCAAAAUAUGUGCCCCAGUGAGUCAGAUAGUUAUAUCAAUGAAACACAACCUUUUAGGAAAUCAUUCUCAUGUUCACAGUGUUCUGCUCAGUUUAAUGUAGAGUAUCAUUUAAUUGUACACCUCAGAACACACACUGGUGAAAAGCCAUUCUCAUGUCCAUUUUGUUCAGCUAAGCUUAGUAGUAAUAGUUAUCUUAAGGUACAUAUGAGAUCACAUACAGGUGAGAAGCCGUUCUCAUGUUCACAAUGUUCCAAAGCAUUCACUCAGAAGAAGAAUUUGAAUGCGCACCUUAGAACACACACAGGUGAGAAGCCAUUCUCAUGUUCAUUUUGCUCAGCUAAGUUUAACAAUAAUGGCUAUCUUAAGGUACAUAUGAGAUCACACACUGGUGAGAAGCCAUUUUCAUGUUCACAAUGUUCUAUUGCGUACACUCAAAAGAAUAAUUUGAAUGCACAUCUCAGAACACACACAGGUGAGAAGCCAUUCUCAUGUUCAUUAUGUUCUUCAAAAUUUACAAAAAAGGACCAUUUGAAUGUACACCUUAGAACACACUCUAGUGAAAAGCCUUUCUCAUGUCCAUUUUGUUCAGUAAAGUUUAGUAGUAAUGGUUACCUGAAGAUACAUAUGAAGUCACAUACUGGUGAGAAGCCAUUCUCAUGUUCACAAUGUUCUGCUGCAUUCAUUCAAAAGAGUCAUUUGAUUACACACCUCAGAAAACACACUGGUGAAAGGCCAUUCUCAUGUUCAAUUUGUUCAGCCACGUUUAGUGUAAAGAAUUCACUUAAUAAUCAUAUAAAAACACAUUAUGGUAGAAAACCAUUUUCAUGUUCCUACUGUUCUGCUCAUUUCAGUACAAAGAAAUCCCUUAGCAGACACAUAAGUUCACACAUUGGUGUAAAGUCAUUCUCAUGUUCUCAAUGUUCUGCUAAAUUCACUCAAAGUAAUAGUUUGGUGGCACAUCUCAGAAUACACACAGGCGAAAAGCCGUUUUCAUGUUCAUAUUGUUCUGCUAGGUUCGGUGUAAAGAAUUCACUUAAUUAUCACAUAAAAACACAUACUGGAGAAAAACUUUUCUCAUGUUUCUUAUGUUCUGCUUAUUUCAAUACAAAGAAUUCACUUAGUAGACACAUGAGUUCACACACUGGUGUAAAGUCAUUCUCGUGUUCUCAUUGUUCUGCUAAAUUCACUCAAAAGAAUAGUUUGAUUUCACAUCUCAGAACACACACAGGGUAAUAGCCAUCCUUAAGUUCCUUAUGUAGUGCUAAUUUCUAUACUACACCUUAUCCCUCACUUAGCAUGACUAAUUCGUUCCUAAAAAUGCUCAUGGUAUUUGAAGUCGCGUUUGCUGAAGCAUUAGUUUCCAUAAAUAGCAAGGCUAAUUGAUUUAAUGUGUUCCGAAAUUGUGUGGGAAAAUUUUCUUUACGUAAUAUAAAUGCGUAGAAUAACACUCAACGAUAAAUAUGUCAACCCAUUAAUCUUUAUAUGCCUCCCAUCGAACUUUGUAUGACAAAUAUGACAACGUGUAACGGGAGAUACGUAAUUGUGUACUUUAUCGUCAGUGGGCUGGCUGACUUGCCCGCCCGGGCAUGACCGUCAACUCACGUCACGUACCUUUCCAAACCAUCCUUUACUGACAAAUAAACAGAUAUUACUGUCCGGAUAAUUACGUUUAAUUUCUCAAAAAUUAAAUGCCUACCGUAUUUUAUUGCAUUGUCGUCUCACAUUUUAUACUAAAAUCAAGUUUGAAAAGUAGGAGUGCGAUUUUUAUUUAACAAAAAAAAAAUUUUUGAUGGGUAAACAAAACCCAUUCAUGGAAAGUACAUUUAUUUAAAAAGUAGAGUAUAAAAAAGCAAGCCUAACAACUUAAAUUAGUAAGUCAUGCAAAAAAAAUCUUACUUAACUUUAAAUAGAAAAAUAAAAUCUGUGACCCGAUUGUGAGCCUAAACUGACACAUAACUAUCGUCGUAGUACACACUCACUUCGAAAGAGUGCAGGCCAUCAGAUGUAGUUAACUCAGCACUCGACAUAGAGCGCGCGUUGCAUGCAAUCGGCGAGAUAUCACUAUCGGUAUUCGAUUACAUGUGCGCACUCUAUACAGGAAGCAACAUAACCAAACAUGAAUGAUGCCAACUAGCGCUGGCUACAUUUUUAUAAGUGGUACACCGUGGCGCCUCAGACUAACAGAUAAAGGUUAUAACGUUUAAAAAGUCUUUAAAAAGAAUUGUGGGCACAGUUGACUUGCAUAAAACUAAAGUGCGACCAACACGACAAUCUGCGCGCUGUAAUACUUCUCUGUAAUACUUCUAGUUUUGUCUCAAAUACUUGAACACUAUACACUAUGAGUGAUCAAGCAUGUAGAGUUACUGGCAGCUGAAUGCUUUUGUUUGAGUGAAUUCCCUGCCACUGGCUAGACUGAGUUCACGGCCCGGUCUGUGGCCGGGCGACAACGGUACGGCACGGCGGCAUACGCGCAGACGUAAAAACAUUUGGUCCUUUACACUCCAUAGCUGCAAUUUAACUUGCCAUAUCUGAUGUUUGUACAACAGCCGAUAGCGUAGUCAGACCUGCACGUGCUUCUCUUCCCCCGUUGUUUGGCUAACUGUAUCCCACGGCACAGCUGUUGUUUACAGAAGUUGAAACAGACUUCGUGGCGUCGUGCCCUACUUUUUUUUAUUUUGCCUGCGCAGAUUUUGCGCUAACUGAAAUUUACAGACGUGCUAUUUAAGACUGGGGCAGUAUAAUUAACAUCGCACUAAAUGAAUUUGCACAAUCUGAAAGCGUUUUAAUUGAGGGAUAGGUGUACAAAGAAUUCACUUAGCAGUCACAUAAGAUCAUACACCUUAGGACACAUACUGGUGAUACACUAUUCUCAUUUCCAUUAUGUUUUGCUAAGUUCACUGACAAGAGUUCACAUAGGAGACAGAUAAGAACACACAACAUUCACUAAUACACAAAAAUUUAUGGUGGAUAAUAAAUAAAUAUGGCUUAGAACUGACACAUUUGUUACAGAAAGUAAUAAAAUAAUUAUCAGAGACAUGGUGCUUUCAUCGAAAGUACUUCACUUGUUAUAGAUGUACUUAACACAACCGAAUGUUUGCUUAGCAAAACAAAAUGUUUCUGUAAUGAUAUUCAAUACACAAUUUUAUUUGGCUCAGUUAUACUAACAGAAGAUUUUUAAUUUAUUUUACAAAUGAAAAAAACAGGCGUGAAGCCAUUGUGAUGUUCACAAUGUAUUAAGAAGUUUCCUUUAAAGGGUAGUUUUUAUACAAACCUCAGAAUAUAACUGGUGAGAAGCCAUUCACAUGUUCUUUAUUUAUUUAUUUAUUUAUUUAUUUAUUUAUUUAUUUAUUUAUGUUCUGUUAAUCAUCUUGGAAGAUGUUCCCUAGUUAUCAUUUAAAAAGAAGAUGCAUGGAUUUAAAGUAUGUAAUAGUCAUGUUGGGUUCAGUGAAAUGGCUCUCUUCAUGUUCACAUUGUUCUGUAUUUUUUGCUGUGAAAUUCAUUUUGAUGAGUUAUUUAAUAAUACUCGGAAUUUAUCAGUGAGAAGCCAUUUACACUUAUUUUAUUUUGUUAUGUUUUGUUUACUUGAAAGAUUUAAUUUAAGAUUUAAUGAUAAUAUAUUAUGAUAAUGCUAUAAUCGUGUUUAAUGUCAUGAUAAAUUUAUUGAAAGUUUUAAUUUAAAAUAUAUAAAAUAUAAAAUUUUGAGACUUCAUUAUUUUUGUUAGGUAUUCCAAACUUUUGUAGCAGUAUUGAUGUCAUUGAGCAUUGGAGAGAAGGCUCAUAGAGUUAACAAUUAUUAUCUGCUGCCCUUCACUUGUAUGCUAGUUAUAUACUUGUAUCUGUAGGAACCUUACUGACGGUAGCCUUUGUUACGCAGGGUUCUCCCCAGAGACAUUUUGUUGAGCAUGAUGUCCAGUUUGUUUUUAUUCUGCCUGACUGAAUAAUUUGGCUGCUAACAUACAGCAUUACUUUACAGGAAAAAAUAUUCUUUUAUUUAAAGGAAAAUACUUGUACAGGUUAAACGGUAUCCAUAAUUUUUGUGACCAUUACAAUAUUUCAGGUACUAAGUUCAUCUUAAAAAUACAAAUUGUAACUUAGCAGACACUCCUCCCAUAUAUUAUAAAUUUGUAUUUUUAAUUUUGUUUUCUAAAUGUCAUUGGUUUGUUACUGCAGCAAAUUAAAAAAUUAAUUAAUUGGGGGGAAAAAAGUAGUCAGAAAACUUUAUCCAGUUCUUAAUAUGGGAUUGACCAGGGUGUUAAUUUUUAUUUUAAGGAUAGGUUAGUUUCAAAAUAAUUGUCAAAAUUUUUAGGUUUGGUUUGGCCAGUUAUAUUAGCGUGUGUGUUGAUUACAGUUGGCCAUUUUCUGAUACUGGAAAAUUCUAUAAUGUAAUAUUUCAAAAUGAAAUAAGAGACAGGGGUGCUAAGCCCUGGUGGCAUAAGUUGUUUUUCAUGUCUCAAAGCAAUGUGUUGUUGGAAAAACCAUUGCGUAGGCACAAGACCGCAGCAAUGUAGUAGAAUGUCUGCUGGGCACAGCCAAUCAGGACGACCUAUGCUGUGAGGUGAUCUGACACUACAGAAUUUCAUGGAUAAACAUUCAUUAUUAAAUGUAGUCAUGUGUAUUGUGAUUGGUCGGUUGGCCCACGGAGUUGCCUCCCUGUGUUUCCACCUUCGUAAAGCAAGGUAGCGGCAUCGUCCAAUCGGUUGUCGCUCGAUCGUCGUACCAGCAGGUCGUGUCAUCGUCAGUUCAAAACAAAACAAGAAGUGAAUCACAAUGCGGGCAACUUCAAAUCUUUGUUCAGUGCAUGCUGCAUUUUUUCUAACUAAAGUUUUAGGUUUCAGUAAUGUGCAUGUAGGCACUUGCCACAUGCAUCGACACCAGCCCGUGGCAACGGUGAUUGCCAUAGUCUCAUGACGCUGCACUUCAGUUGAGAAAUCACCUGAAUGAUUUAAUCAACUUUUUUUUUUUUUCCUUGCAUUUGAAGGGCAAGCAAAACAGUGGAUAUGUUAGGAAAAUUAACUGGACCUGUUAUGCAAGUUGUGAGGUGCGUUUCUGAUUUUGAAAUUAAAAUAAUAAAAUACAGUUCAAAAACUUUUAUUUGAUAAACAGAGAGAAGAAAAACCUUUCUAUUCAUUGAAUAAUUAACCUACCUUUGGUGAAAAAACUAACCUCAAAAAAUGUUCAAAGUCAUUGCAUAUCAACAGGGUCAAAUUUUCAAAUACCUAUCAGGAAUUCAUUACUAUUUUUGGUUGCCUGAUGGGCCAACUUGUAAUGUAACAAAGUAAGGUAGACUCCAAAUGUUUGUGAAAUACAAAUAUUCUCAAUUUAGCAGCAGCUUUACUCAAUGCAGUUUUGCAAACAUAAUUCUGUGCAAAUUCUGAUAACCAUUUUUUGGCAUCAUCAAGAGUUGUUGACUGCUUUAGUACAAUAAAUGUAAUGUGUUUUUGUAAAUGAUUCCUAACAUUAGUAUAAUUGAGUAUCAUAUUUUCUUUGAGUAAAUUGUCACUAUUAUGAGAACACACAUUUUAUUAUUGUAUUAGAUUCAUAGGCUCUGAUUUGCAUGACAAUAAUUUUGAGCAAUCUGAAUUUUUUUUAAAUCUAUAUUAUAUUGGUGAAUAAAACUUGCAGGUUGGAUUGCAAAUAUUAUGUCUGUAGUUACUUGAAUUCAAGGAUAAAUACACGUCACAUAAAAACUAUUUUCAUGAAUAAUCUGGAAAUAACCAGACCAGGAUACUCUUUAUGUCCUUAAUUACAGGUCCAAAACAGAUGUUGGAAAUAAACCCUUUUUAAUGGUACUGUUACACUAAUGACAAAUGGAAGAACAUCAUUCAUUAAAAUAUGUUUUGAACAAUUAUUUGUGAAGGUUAGUUACAGUUUUUCUUACUACAUGCACCAUGUUUAAUGUUUUUUUUUUUCCUACUUCGAAUGUAUUGCCUCUUCCUCCUGGAUAUUCCCUUACUAAGUAGACAUGAUUAUUUGAAUUUAUUGCCAAGGAAAUAUAUUUAAACCUAUGUUUAUAGUGUAUUCAGUAAUAGUAUAAACAUUAGUGGUGGAAUUAGUAUAAGGACAAAAUUAAACAAUUUGUCAUAAAAAAAACCUUAAAGCAUUAAAACAAGAUAUAAUCCUACUUGGGGUAUUUUUUCAGUAUUAGUGUUUUAAAGUGUAUCUGUACAUAUGUGUAAUACAGAGAAGGUCUAUGAUUGAUUCAUGAUUUUAGGGUUCGACACACACUGUAACAUGGCACAAAUCAAGCAAUAAUCAUUCAAAUUUUUUGGGUGGAUUCCAGCUGCUAACUUUGGCUGCCAAGUCAGUUUACUGAGUUUCUGGCAUUUUUAAUUUGCUUAGACUUCAACAUUACUGAUGAUUACCAUUGCAGUAGAGUGUUUUCUAUUAUGCAGCAGUUUCCAUUUCUCUUUUUACAUUUAGUGUUCUGUUAAAACUAUAUUGACUUUGGAUAAUCCGGCUUGGCCGUGGUACCGAAUGUGUUGGAUUAAAGACCUAUCACUACUUUUCAAUUUGACCUUUUUGUCGUGUGCGCUUGAGAAUAUGUUUACAUCACAACUAUUGUAACUAGUUAUUAGUUGUCAUGUUUAUAAGUUGUGUAUUUAAAUAAAAAGUUAUAUUUUUGAA